AUCUACGUUUCAGAAUCAGCCGCUCCGGCGGUAAAGCUCCAAGGGGCUUCCACCUCCAAGCCUUGCUCGGAAAUCGUGUGCAUUUCAGUAGGUUGAUAUCUCCCAGUUUCCUAUUAUUCUCCCGUCAACCCUUUCAGUGACCUGGACACAGAAGGUAAACAGCCCCGGAGAGAGCCUGGGUACACGAUGAACGACUUUUCCUCAGCCUCCCAAAUCCUGACAACCCACUCUUGUCGCUUCGUUACCAACCCCCUCUUCUUUUGUCCUUCCUUUUUCUUCCUUUGAUUACAUCAUUAAUCCGGCGCUUGAUGGCCUGGAAGCAAUGGUCAUUGUCACAGACGCGCUACUCCAGCGUCCCAGCAGAUGGUAUCUCGGCUGACGCGGAACUCUCCUCCAUUGCCAGAUGCAGCCUCCCAUACUGGAGGGCAUCUAAGCGCUACCGCUGGGUCGUUACCGCGGGCAUCCUCACUAACAUGUUCAUCAUUAUCCAUUUCUACAUCUAUGGCGACCCUGUUCAAACCGCAACGACUCCCCUUGCGGUUACCGAGGUGGACUGGUCUCGCUUCGCCUAUACUCAAUAUGUCACUAACAGCGCAUACCUUUGUAACUCGGUCAUGUUCUUCGAGGCGCUGCAUCGGAUUGGAAGCCGUGCCGACCGCGUAAUGAUGUAUCCUUCCACGAUGCUUCAGUCUGGGGACGAUUCUUCCAGCGACGCCCGUCUCAUUUUCAAGGCUCGGGACGAGUACAAUGCCAAACUUGUCCCCAUUACCAUUCAGUCUGGUCAUGGCACAGAUCCAACCUGGGCCGAUUCGUUCACCAAGCUCCUGGCGUUUAAUCAAACCCAGUACAGUCGAGUACUUUCUAUUGACUCUGACUCGGUGAUAUUCCAACACAUGGACGAGCUGUUCCUCCUUCCCCCGUCCCCAGUUGCGAUGCCUCGAGCGUACUGGCUGUACCCAGACAAGCAAAUUUUAUCCUCACAAGUCAUGCUCAUUCAGCCGUCUGAGGUCGAAUUUUCUCGUAUUGUAGAGAAGAUGAAAGUUGCUGGCCAAGAUGACUACGAUAUGGAGAUUGUCAACUACCUCUACCGCGACAGUGCCCUCAUCCUUCCACAUCGCCGCUACGACAUGUUAACGGCCGAGUUCCGCCAAGAUAACCACGCCAUGUAUCUCGGCUCCGACAGCGAGAUCUGGGAUCCUGUGGCUGCCUAUAACGAUGUUAAGCUUAUCCAUUUUUCUGACUGGCCGAUUUCGAAGCCCUGGUUGCAUACGCCCAAGGAACUGCUAGAUGAGUUGCAGCCCAAAUGCAGCAACACCACGUCUGGUACUAGGGAUUGCGCCUCGAGAGAUGUUUGGAAUAGUGUGUACGCGUAUUUCAGAAGGAGACGGGAGGAGAUCUGCAGCCUUGACCCCGAGCCAAAGCGACGUCGGCAAGCUUUUGGAAGAUCAUAACUAUUGAUCAUUUCUAUUUACAAGUUUAUAUAGAUAGGUGUACAGUAUAUACAGUAGGUAUAUAAGCAUUCGGGUGU
Ilyonectria robusta is the source of this 1528-nucleotide messenger RNA. RefSeq names its product nucleotide-diphospho-sugar transferase. The transcript has 3 exons. The coding region runs from base 309 to 1451 and encodes 380 amino acids. Gene Ontology annotation, molecular function: glycosyltransferase activity. The record is from RefSeq and is a predicted model, not a curated record. NCBI's taxonomy places the organism in Eukaryota, Fungi, Ascomycota, Sordariomycetes, Hypocreales, Nectriaceae.